UUAAAGAGUGAGAUUAUUCAAGCUCCCUAGAGAAGACAAAACCAGGUGAAAAUGACUUAUUUGGAAACGCAAUUUGUUACAAAAUUUAAUUUUUCCUUUUUUGCUUCAGGUUUUAUGGAAAUCAAGGUAGGUUGUCUCCCUUCCACCACAGCGCUUUGAUGUCUCGGAGUACUUUGUGGUUAGAUUUUAAUUACUUUUUAUUUUGGUGGGAGAUCUAAGUGAAUUUUUAAAUGACAACGAAACCGGUCGGUUCAGUCACUAAUUCAAGCAACCGAAAAAUGCCCUUGUGAGAGCCUAAUUUUACGACAUGAUUAAUACUUGUAUUUAUUCAUAAGCCACGCUCUACUGGUUCUUUACUAAAGCAUAGAGGUAUACAUGUACUUCUAAUUAGACAUCAAAUACAAGCACUUUGGUGUGUACGUUUCAAAAUAUAUCAUUUUGUUGAAUAGUCAUAGCAUCACUUUUUCUUAGAAUUGAGAAUUAUAGAAAAUUGUUUUAUAUACAAGAAGAGUCUGUUAUGUUUAUAUUUUCUUCGAAGAUUUAUUUUUAUUGAGAGUUAUAUAGUUUCACCAGUUUUGUUCUGACUUCGAGAAAAAGGGUGUGUUAACUUAUACACAUAUAACUGUAUCGUUAUGGUCAUGGAUUCAAUUACUGUCUCGGCUCCUGGAAAACUAAUUCUUUUCGGUGAACAUGCUGUUGUAUAUGGAAAGAUGGCCAUUUCCAGUAGCUUAAAUAUGAGGUCAUUUGUUCGACUAACACCCUCAGAUACAGGAAUGGUCCAAGUAUCUAUAUCUGCUCUUGAAAUAAAUAAAACAUGGUCACUUAAAGAUCUGAAGAAACUGUCAGAAGAAUUUACAGCUGAUGAAUUAGCCCAAAGACCAACAGCGACUGUUUUAAAGAGGUUAAAAUCAUUCUUGGAUAUUACUUCAGAUUCAAUGACCUCCAAACAAAUGUUUAUGAUUUUAUUUCUCUAUCUCUACUUAGCAAUUUGCAUAAACAGCUCACAAAAAGAAUUACCGUCUAUCCAAAUUGCAAUUAUUGCUGAACUUCCCAUCGGUGCUGGUCUUGGCUCUUCUGCCUGUGUUGCUGUAUGUUUAUCAGCAGCUCUCUUACAACAACAGCAGAUGAUCACCCACCUUCACAAAAAUACAUUGAGUCACCACUGGACUCUAGAAGAUCUGAAAAAAAUUGAUGCUUGGGCUUUUAGAAGUGAGUGUAUAAUUCAUGGAACACCAUCUGGUAUAGAUAACACCAUUUGCACUUUUGGUGGAGCAGUAACAUACGAAAAUGGUAAAAUACAACCGUUACAGAGAAAUUUUAAACUAAAUGUUUUAAUAAUCAACACUAAAGUACAGAGAAGCACUAGAAAGUUAGUUGAAGGAGUGAAACAAAAAAUGGCCAAAUAUCCUGAGGUUAUGCAAAAAAUUAUGGAUGUGAUCCAUGGAAUAAGUUUGAAGUCCUGUGAAAUUUUAAAUGAAGAAAUUCAUGAAGAUGAACUUUACCCAGUACUUGAGGAACUGAUUGAUUUAAAUCAUUGUCAGUUGGCAGCUCUUGGCGUUAGCCAUCCAUCACUGGAAUAUAUACGAUACAUACUUCAUGAAUUUUCUUUGACUGCAAAAUUGACUGGAGCUGGAGGCGGUGGAUGUGCUUUUGCUAUCCUUAAUUCUGGUGUCUCUGAAAACCAAAAACUUGCUGCAAUACAAAAACUGAAUGAGUCAGGCUUCCAUGCUUUUGAAACAAUCCUUGGAGGACAAGGUGUCAAAUUAUGCACAUCAGUGGAUGAAAAUCCUUUUACAGAACUUACUGAUAUUUAAAAUAUCACAAUAAAAAUCAGAUAUGGUUUAUUUUA
Octopus sinensis (East Asian common octopus) is the source of this 1849-nucleotide messenger RNA. Its product is annotated as mevalonate kinase. Gene Ontology annotation, molecular function: ATP binding; mevalonate kinase activity. Lineage: Eukaryota; Metazoa; Mollusca; Cephalopoda; Octopoda; Octopodidae. The record is from RefSeq and is a predicted model, not a curated record. Gene Ontology annotation, biological process: isoprenoid biosynthetic process. Bases 633 to 1814 code for a protein of 393 amino acids. Gene Ontology annotation, cellular component: cytoplasm. The transcript has 9 exons.